AUGGACGACUUAUUUGACGUGUUCGAGGACAAGCCGGCCUUGAGUGAUGCCACCAACGAACCCCCCAGGCCGAGAAAAGCCAGGAACAAGAAGCGACGAGCGAACGGAGACAUCAAGAUAGAUAAUACAGAGACAGAGAAUGGAGCAGAGUCGCCAGAGGCUGUCGAGGCCGCAGGUGAAAAGAGUGAUGCUGUAGAGGCCGAUGUUCAAGAAGAGCAGCCAGACAUAAAGCGCCUGCGGGUUGACCAGGAGCCGGAGCCCGUUGUGGCAGAUACCUUUGAAACCGAACAGUCUCGUGAAGUUGCCGCGUCUGCUGGGUUCCAGGGCCAACAGGAUGGGAAAGCUGUCGUGCUGUCCCAUCAAGUUCGACAUCAGGUUGCUCUACCCGCGGGCUACGAAUACGUUCCCAUCUCGCAGCACAAACCGCCAGAGAAACCCGCGCGGGUGUGGCCUUUCACCCUCGAUCCCUUUCAGCAAGUCUCGAUUGCGUCUAUCGAACGAGAAGAGAGUGUCCUCGUCUCCGCGCAUACUAGUGCUGGAAAAACCGUGGUCGCCGAAUAUGCAAUUGCUCAAUGUUUGAGGAAUAAUCAGAGAGUGAUCUACACAAGUCCGAUCAAGGCAUUGAGUAACCAGAAGUACAGAGAAUUCGCUGCUGAGUUUGGUGAUGUUGGACUAAUGACCGGCGAUGUAACCAUCAAUCCAACGGCAACCUGUCUUGUUAUGACUACUGAGAUUCUACGAUCUAUGUUAUACCGAGGCUCCGAGAUUAUGCGCGAGGUUGCUUGGGUUGUCUUUGACGAGAUUCAUUAUAUGCGAGAUAAGACCCGAGGUGUUGUUUGGGAGGAGACUAUUAUCCUUCUACCGGACAAAGUUAGAUAUGUGUUCCUUUCAGCUACCAUCCCCAAUGCGAUGCAGUUUGCAGAAUGGGUUACCAAAAUGCACAACCAGCCAUGCCACGUCGUAUACACAGAUUUCCGACCCACCCCCCUUCAACACUAUCUUUUCCCCGCCGGAGCCGAAGGCAUUCAUCUUGUGGUUGAUGAGAAGGGUGUUUUCCGCGAAGAAAACUUCCAGAAAGCCAUGAGCUCGAUUGCGGAGAAGCAGGGAGCAGACCCUGCGGAUGCCAUGGCUAAAAGGAAGGGGAAAGGGAAAGACAAGAAGAUAAACAAAGGAGGAGACAAGAAUGGUCCUUCGGAUAUCUACAAGAUCGUCAAGAUGAUCAUGAUGAAAAACUACCAUCCAGUCAUCGUCUUCAGUUUCAGCAAACGAGAGUGUGAAUCCUUUGCUCUACAGAUGAGUAAACUAGCAUUCAAUGAUAACUCUGAGAAGGAGAUGGUCUCCAAAGUUUUCAACAGUGCCAUUGAGAUCCUCUCAGAAGAAGAUAGGGAUCUACCUCAGAUCCAGCAUAUCCUGCCUCUUCUUCGACGUGGUAUCGGUGUCCAUCACUCCGGCCUCCUUCCAAUUCUUAAGGAGACCAUUGAAAUCCUCUUCCAAGAAGGGCUUAUCAAGGUUCUUUUUGCUACUGAAACAUUCUCUAUUGGUCUUAACAUGCCCGCAAAGACUGUUGUUUUUACAAGCGUCCGCAAGUUUGACGGCGUCAGCUCAAGAUGGAUAACGUCCUCAGAGUUUGUCCAAAUGUCCGGGCGUGCAGGUCGUCGAGGUCUCGAUGACCGUGGUCUUGUCAUCAUGAUGAUUGAUGAAGAGAUGGAUCCUCCGGUUGCCAAGGAUAUUGUUCGCGGAGAGCAGGACAAGCUCAAUUCGGCUUUCCAUCUUGGUUAUAACAUGAUCCUGAAUUUGCUGCGGGUGGAAGGAAUAUCACCUGAGUUCAUGCUUGAGCGGUGUUUUUACCAGUUUCAAAACACUGGUAGUGUUUCUGGCUUAGAAAAAGAACUGGUCGAGCUUGAAAGUUCUAGGGAUUCGAUGACAAUCGAAGACGAAGGCACAAUCCGGGAGUAUUAUGAUCUUCGACAGAAGAUUGAUACCUACAACUCUGAUAUGAGAGCCGUGAUAACACAUCCGAAUUAUUGCGUUUCGUUCCUCAAGCCCGGACGUCUGGUUCACAUCAAACACCAGGACUAUGAUUUCGGAUGGUCGGUAGUUGUCAACUGCCAAGCACGAAAACCGCCAAAGCAUGCCCCGCGUGAAGAGUACGAGCCUCAUGAGAGCUACAUAGUAGACGUCCUACUGCCAGUUUCGGAGGAUUCGUUCUUGAAAACAAAGGGCGUUCAACCACUACCACCUGGUGUCAAGCCAGCUAAGAAUGGCGAGCCUUCGAAGCUGGAAGUUGUCCCCGUUCUCCUUAACUGUAUACAGACAAUUUCUAUGGUGAAAAUCAAAAUGCCCAGCGACCUAAAACAAGAAGAUAGCAGGAAGGCUGUCAAGAAGCAGAUUACGCAAAUCCAACAACGUUUCCCCGAUGGCCUGGCGCUCCUUGACCCUAUUGAAAACAUGAACAUUACCGACGAUUCGUUCAAGAGAUUACUAAGGAAAAUCGAGGUUUUGGAGUCUCGCCUGAUAUCCAAUCCAUUACACAACUCUCCUCGGCUUCCAGAGCUGUACGACCAGUAUGCCGCAAAAGUGGAACUCAUUAAGAAAAUCAAGGACACGAAGAAGAAGAUCACCGAAGCCAUGUCAAUAAUCCAGAUGGACGAGUUGAAGUGCCGCAAACGAGUACUCCGCCGUUUCCAGUUCAUCAACGAAGAUGAAGUUGUGCAGCUCAAGGCUCGAGUUGCUUGUGAAAUCAGCAGUGGCGACGAACUCAUGCUCAGCGAACUGCUAUUCAACGGUUUCUUCAACACUCUCACACCCGAGCAAUGCGCCGCAGCACUAAGCGUGUUUGUCUUCGAGGAAAAUGCUAAAGACACUCCAGCCAUAACCAACGAGGAGCUCGCCAAACCGCUUAGAGAUAUCCAGGCCCAGGCUAGAAUCAUUGCGAAAGUUUCCCAAGAAUCCAAACUGCCUGUGAAUGAAGACGAGUAUGUGAAAAGCUUCCGAUGGGAGCUUAUGGAGGUUAUGUUCGAGUGGGCAAAGGGCAAAUCCUUUGCUGAUAUCUGCAAAAUGACAGAAGUGUACGAGGGAAGUUUGAUCAGAGCUUUCCGGCGCCUUGAAGAGUGUAUGCGGCAAAUGGCGCAGGCUGCCAAAGUGAUGGGAAGCAGCGACCUUGAAACGAAGUUCGAAACAUCCCUUACACUCAUAAAACGAGACAUUGUUGCUGCACAGUCUCUCUAUCUAUGA
This is a messenger RNA of Nannizzia gypsea CBS 118893, 3234 nucleotides long. Its product is annotated as ATP-dependent RNA helicase DOB1. Gene Ontology annotation, cellular component: nucleus. The transcript is spliced from 6 exons. Gene Ontology annotation, biological process: RNA catabolic process; maturation of 5.8S rRNA. The coding region runs from base 1 to 3234 and encodes 1077 amino acids. NCBI's taxonomy places the organism in Eukaryota, Fungi, Ascomycota, Eurotiomycetes, Onygenales, Arthrodermataceae. Gene Ontology annotation, molecular function: RNA binding; RNA helicase activity; ATP binding. The record is from RefSeq and is a predicted model, not a curated record.